UUAUCCUUGUUGACAGAUCAGUUGCUCCUACAGUGUGGUAGAUUGUAAUUUCUUACCUGAAGAAAUCAGCACCAAUUAGGAAAUGGCCAAAGUUGAAAAGUUUGCUUUUCAUGUUCCAAGUCUGGAGGAGCUUGCUGGGGUUUUGCAGAAAGGGCUUAAAGAAAAUUUUGCUGAUGCUCAAGUCUCAGUUGUAGACUGUCCUGAUCUGACACAGGAACCCUUCAACUUUCCUGCUAAAGGAAUCUGUGGAAAGCCUAGAAUAGCAGAUGUGGGAGGUGUUCCUUACCUCAUACCUGUUGUACAGAAAGAAAAAGUUUACGAUCUAAAUACAGUUGCAAAAGACAUAGAACUGCCUGGAGCUUUCAUUCUUGGAGCUGGAGCUGCUUCAUCUAAGAUUCUUGGUGUAAAUGCUGAGCUUAUCCCUAUUGUUCAAACUAAGAGUGAAAAAAAGCCUGCUGUAAAUGGGAGUUACAUUGCUCAGAUAAAUCCUGCAGACAAAGGGUGCCUGCUUGAGAAGUACAGCAGUAAAUAUACUGACUGUGAGUUUGGGCUGUUGGCCAACCUUUAUGCCAGCGAGGGCCAACCUGGUAAGGUCCUUGAAGUGAAAGCCAAUGGAAGAACUGGGGAACUUAACUUUGUGUCUUGUCUGAGACAAAUUUUAGAGAAACACUAUGGAGAAAAGCCAGUUGGGAUGGGCGGUACAUUUAUCAUUCAAAAAGGGAAAGCAAAGAUUCACAUAAUGCCUCCAGAAUUUUCUGCCUGUCCUCUGAAUACCGAUGAGGAUGUGAAUAACUGGCUGAAAUUCUUUGAAAUGAAGGCUCCACUGAUUUGUCAGCCAGUAAUAGUUUCCAGAGAUCCAGGCUUUGAUCUGCGCGUGGAGCACACCCACUGCUUCAGCCACCACGGGGAAGGAGGGCACUACCACCACGACACCAGCCCCGAGAGCGUGCAGUACCUGGGGUACCUCCUGCCCGCAGAGCUGCUCUUCCGCAUCGACAGGCCCCAGGAGACGCACCUGGUCGGGAGGGACUGA
Molecule: messenger RNA, 1033 nt
Organism: Pterocles gutturalis (yellow-throated sandgrouse)
Lineage: Eukaryota; Metazoa; Chordata; Aves; Pterocliformes; Pteroclidae
Gene: BKGD
Product: chromosome unknown open reading frame, human C11orf54
Exons: 8
Coding region: 83-1033 (316 amino acids)
Cellular component (GO): nucleus
Molecular function (GO): hydrolase activity, acting on ester bonds; zinc ion binding
Source: RefSeq, a predicted model, not a curated record